CCUGGUCUGUGUGGCAGUCACCCCUACAGGGCGCUGUGGGCAAUACCGCGCAGCAUGUAGGUGGAUGGAGCGGAUCUUGCCCAAUAUAGAGCCCUGUCUGUGCCUGGCAUGUGAUGUCAUUUCCUGAGCUGUGACUUGCUGUAUUUUCUAUAAAGGAAACAUGCAUUAUUGAUCAAGAUGACUUCCGAAGCCGCUAUCACUCCAUCUAAAAGCCGACUUCAAAACCCAGGAUACAGAGACUUCUAUUGGCUUAGGUCGUUUGUGGCAGGAGGCGUUGCAAGUUGCUGCGCGAAAUCCACCAUUGCACCUCUGGACAGGGUGAAGAUUUUGUUGCAAGCACAAAAUGUCCACUACAGACACUUGGGAGUUCUGGCCACUGUAUUUGCCAUCAAAAAGAAUGAAGGUUUCUUGGGAUUGUACAAAGGAAAUGGAGCCAUGAUGGUCAGGAUCUUUCCCUAUGGCGCCAUACAGUUUAUGGCAUUUGACAAGUAUAAAAAGUUACUGCGUGCCAAAAUUGGCAGAUCUGAACUUCUGCACAGAUUAAUGGCUGGCUCCAUGGCAGGAAUCACUGCUGUCAUUUGUACCUAUCCACUCGAUAUGGUCAGAGCACGUCUUGCAUUUCAAGUGAAAGGAGAGCUUGGAUACAAUGGCAUUAUACACACGUUCAAAACUAUUUACACAAAGGAAGGAGGAUUUCGUGGUUAUUACAGAGGACUUCUACCUACCAUUGUGGGAAUGGCUCCUUAUGCUGGAUUUUCAUUUUUUACCUUUGAAACCUUGAAGACCAAUGGACUGCGACACUUCCCAGAGCUAUUGGGAAAACCUUCUUCCGACAACCCAGAUAUUUGGGUCUUGAAAACACCUGCUAGCUUGUUAUGUGGUGGAGUAGCCGGAGCGAUUGCCCAGACCAUUUCUUAUCCAUUGGACGUUACACGGCGGAGAAUGCAGUUGGCGGCUAUUCUACCAGACAAUGAAAAGUGCCGGACCAUGUUACAGACCCUUAAAUACGUCUACAAACAGCACGGCAUAAGGAGGGGGCUAUACCGAGGCUUAUCUCUCAACUACAUCCGCUGCAUCCCAUCCCAGUCUGUAGCCUUCACCACCUAUGAGUUUAUGCGACAGGUCCUGCACCUAAACCAGACGGUCUGAUCUUCAGCUACAGCGCAGUGGUCUGUACAGUGUAAUUAGCUGCAGGCAAUACAUUGAGCACGUUUCCCCAGCUGCUGCAUUGAUCCAUUGCAUAGGAUGCUUCAGAUUUUGCAUUUGAACACCAUUGUAAAUAAUAUGACUUUCUGUUUUGUAAGAUACAGCCUUUUUAGAGUGAUUUUUAUAAAGAUGUCGAAUUAUAUUUAUGAUGCAUCUCCUGGAAAUAAUAUCAGAAUAGAAAAAUUCAGCUGGCUGAUUACAUUUACAGAAGAGAUUUAAUCUAUUUGCGUAACGUGUCAUCGACACGGUCUUCACAGGUAUUGUACAUGUGUCAGUAUGCAGUUUGCACUCCGUUUCAGAUCAAGUCUUUCUGGUGUAAUAAAUCAGAAAUAGUGGUCGCAAUCUUCACUUUGAGAAAAAAUUACGAUUAUUAUUUAUUUUCACUACUGAGAGCAUCAUGUAAUAUGUUAUCACUGGCACAAUACAUGUACACUUGCUAUUCUUUAUUUGUUCUAUAGGGGUGUGUGUGUGUGUAUAAAUGUAUAGGACAUCUCUGUUAGGUGGCUGCUCCUUUGCCACUAUUCUUGUUGGCAGCAGGGUGUCUGUUAAGCUUCUU
This is a messenger RNA of Bufo bufo (common toad), 1762 nucleotides long. It is a transcript of the gene SLC25A16, whose product is annotated as solute carrier family 25 member 16. The transcript is spliced from 10 exons. The record is from RefSeq and is a predicted model, not a curated record. Gene Ontology annotation, biological process: transmembrane transport. Bases 178 to 1149 code for a protein of 323 amino acids. NCBI's taxonomy places the organism in Eukaryota, Metazoa, Chordata, Amphibia, Anura, Bufonidae. Gene Ontology annotation, cellular component: mitochondrial inner membrane.